Messenger RNA from Stegastes partitus (bicolor damselfish), 5853 nucleotides. Its product is annotated as mucin-4. The record is from RefSeq and is a predicted model, not a curated record. Bases 1 to 4608 code for a protein of 1535 amino acids. Gene Ontology annotation, molecular function: protein kinase binding. Gene Ontology annotation, biological process: signal transduction. NCBI's taxonomy places the organism in Eukaryota, Metazoa, Chordata, Actinopteri, Pomacentridae. The transcript has 5 exons.
AUGGCUCUCUCCCAGAUCCAGUGUCUGGACGACAACAACGUGAACCCGCGGACGCACGAGUCCAAACCGGAGUUCUUCUACUGCGAGGACCAGCGGCUCGCGCUCGAGGUUCUGCUGCGCGACGGGCGCGAGGGCUUCGGGAAGUACCUGGAGACGCGCGGCCUGCGGGGCUUCUUGUCCGACCCGGAGCUCGAGGUUCUGGCCCGGACCGUGGAGCCCUACGACCCGGGCUCCGAGCUCUUCCCGGAGGGCGACGAGGACGAGCCGCUGUCGCUGCACUACUGGCCAGAGCUGUCGGACACGUCCAUCCCGCAGAUGGACCUGGGCUGGCCCGACAGCGACGGGUACCGGGGGGUGACGCGCACCACCGUGUACACGCAGCCGCCGAUGGAGGGUCAGGUCCACAUCAAGGAGGUGGUCCGGAAGAUGAUUGCACAGGCGCAAAAGGUGAUAGGGGUGGUCAUGGAUGUCUUCACCGAUGUCGACAUCUUCAGAGAUUUGCUAGAUGCCUGUUUCAAAAAAAAGGUUUCUGUCUACAUCCUGCUGGAACGCACGGCGCUACCCCACUUCCUGUCCAUGUGUCAGAGGGCCAACAUGCACGCUGGACACCUCAAGAAUCUUCGUGUUCGCUGCACAGGAGGAGCAGACUUCGUCACCCGGUCCUGCACCAAGAUCAGCGGGCGAAUGAGCCACAGGUUCAUGUUCAUCGAUGGAGACAAAGCUGUGUCCGGGUCAUACAGUUUCACCUGGAUGUCCUCGCGGCUCGACAGGAAUCUCAUCACCGUGAUCACGGGCCAGGCUGUGGAUGGCUUUGACCGACUGUUUCGUUUCCUCUACGCAUCCUCCAGCUCUGUAAACCUCCGGAAGGUCUCCCUGGAGCCGGAGCCAGAGCCGGAGCCCGUCCCACUGCCGACUGUGGUGGCGCCACCUUCUGCUGCUAUUGCUAGGAAACUGUUCAACCCCAAAUAUGCCCUGGUGGCCGCGAGCAACCCCAGCCCCACCACCUCUGUUGACAGCCCAAAAGAGACCGAAGAUUUAGGCAACUCCAAGAAGAACAGGCGAAGAAAAGCCAUUGAAGAGGAUGCUCCUCCCCUCCACCCUGGACUAGUGGAUCUAGAAAAGGCACAGUUGAUCUCAUACCUGCCCACCUGGCCAGAACCUGACCCCUCCAGUGAUGUGAUUGGGUUUAUUAACAUUCGGGAUACCACCAAACCAACUCAAGUCCAUUUGCAGCGGCAUGAGAUGUUUGAAACCAGCCAGGCGAUCAGGUUCAGUAGUCCAAUCGCCAAGGAAAAAGAAACCUUGCCAGAGGUCGCCAAGCCCAGACAGCUAACUGUUAAUUAUGAGGACCUGAAUAAACUCCAACCAGCUCAAAAUACAAAGACUGAAAAGUUGGUGGAGGACAAACCACAACCAGCACAAGUCAGUGUGGCUCCUGGUGACUUCAAGAGCCAAAAGGAGGCACCUGAACAGAAAUCAGCUGCAUCUGAGCAGAAAUGGAAUCCUGACAAAGACACCACUGAGGCUCUCAACACUGUGAACAUACUGCAUUCAAGCACAGCCACCAGCCCAGAUGUAGGCCAUAAUACACCACACCUUAGUACCCAAUCCAACAGUAAAACACCAGCUCCUGACCAGACAAAGGAUUGCCACACGACACAAACUUUCCACACAAAUAGUCUCAAGUCAGACUCACUCCCAGAAACAAACACUAAUGAAAAGGAAGCAGAAACUGUACCUAGUUUAAACAAAAAAGCUCUUGUUAUGUACAGAACUCACGUCUUGAAGUCGGAAAAUGUACAUACUUCUCAACUGCAUGGCCUCACUGACUUAAAGCCAAACACAGAAGAAGACGCUAAAGAAAAGACUGUGCUGUCGCAUGCAGAUUCACACAGACAGGCUGUGAACAUGCAACCAGAAAUCUCUUCUGAAAUGACUCCUAACACCAACACUCCCAUUGUUCACAGCCACAUUUCCACCUCCUCUGCUCCUGCUACACAGUCUGUUAGCUCAGCCUCCCGUUCUGAAAAUAACCACACUGAGUUUACUACAGAGCACCAGAGCACAGAUACUAUUGAUUCUGUUCCCUCCACCAGCUCCUCCUCUUUCCUUCGUCCCCUUCCCUCGUCGUCUACAGCUUCAGAUCCUCCCUUCCCUUCGUCCCCAUCUUCUCUGUCCUCUUCUUUGACCUCAGCGCCCCCAAUUCCUAAACCUCGUACUGUUCAGUUGGUUAUCAAAGACAGUAGCAUCAGCAAUAGCCACAAGCUGCCGGAGAUCUCAGUCAUUAAGAAGACAAACACCAGCACAGCACCACUAGUGGUCCACAGUGAGCCGGCGGUGGUGCAGACACCUCCAGUGAAAGAGCCGCACACUGUCCCAGAACUGCUGGAUCAAGUCAAACCAGAAGCACAAAAAGACACUCAUGACAUAGAAAAACCAAAGGAAACGCCACGGCAAAAACAGAGCGCGACGUCUCAAGAGACAAAGGGCAAAGAAACAAAUGGACAACGUGACGGCAGAGCAGAAACGCAACCGGUCACCAGAAAUAAACUGCACACCCAAUCAAAUGGUUUGAUCACAGGGGCACCAAAGGCAGCCAAUGUGACUAGUCAAGAAAUAAUUCCAAAAGAUGUUGAUUCCAAGACUUUGGUGUCAAGCGACUGCAAGAUAACCCCAAAGACAGAAACAGCUACGGUAGAGACUGACACCACGGCCCCAGAAAAACCCCCAACAAGCUCUGACUUUUCUACAAAUGAAAAAGAUGAAAAUGUGACAAAUUGCAACGUAAACCCUGCACAUGACCCUGACAGACUGUCGUACUAUAAAUUGACUCCAGAGGACAUAGAUGUAUCAGAGGAUGUGGACUCUGUUAAAACUCCAGCACACAUUCCUGUUUCUACCUCACAAAGCCCGUGCAAGUCAAACGUCAGCGCUAUCGAUGGCAGAAACACAUCUGCUGCAGACGCGCCAGAUCAGCAAGGUAAACAAGCCAGAUUCACACCCACAGCCAGUCUGCCAAAUGCUGCAAAACACAACACAGACGGCACAUUUCAAGAACAAACUCCCAAAGCACGAGCAAGCGCACAAUCCCUGCGUUUGUACCUCACCGAAACAAACGUGCCAGAUUUGCGCUCUCCGACCCCUGAGCGAGAAUCCCGGUUGCUCAUGGCUCUUGUGCGCACCCCAACUCCCGAUGGAUUUCCUUCGCACGCAUCCACCCCGGAUUCACGGACAACCACGCCGGACUUUCGUACGCCUACGCCCGACUCUGCUCUCUCCACCACCUCUGAAGAGUACUACGAAUGCAGCGACUCCCCUUACCAUGAGCCUGUUUUGGACCAUAUGGGUUUUCUCAAGCGCGGGACGACAGAGGAUUAUGUCGGCUUCACACUCACAAACGCUCAUCAUGCUUCCACCAGUGGCGCCAGCCCUGCAUGUAUAAAUUAUAGCCCCGGUGCUGCUACAUUAGGCGCUGAAGGCAGGAAUACUUCUUGCAGUGACACACCGACUUUAACUGGGCCUACUAGAGUUUCCUCUUCUUCUGUGCUUGUGAAGAAAGUGAGGGAACCAGAGGACACCUCAAAUGUCAAACAAGAGGAUGAAACAAGGAGGAAACUGAACACGGUGGAGAGGAGGGUAGAGCGAGAAUCCCAGGGGACAGAGAGGAGAGACAGCGAGGAGGCUAACAGAGGAGUGGACCAUUUUACGCAAGAUUCAACAGAAGUGCCCGAUAAAGUUAAAGAGGCUUCUAAGAGAAGGUUGGUGCCGAGCCAGUCAGCAGCACCUGUCGACGAUGGAGUGGCUGCAGGAGGAUCGACUGGUGAAGGAACGGAGCCUAAAGUUUUCAGGUCCACCGGUGACCUUAAAACAGAGGCGGUUUCAUCUAAGGGACCAGACAAAGUGACCUCCAGCAGGGAGAAGACAACCAGCCAGACGGCACUUAGACCCAGCGGAGUAGAGAGGAGAGAGAGCCUCCAGUUAACCAGAGAGACCGAAGCUCAGAAGCUUUUGCAUUCUCCCUCCAAAAAUCAGCGAGUUCAGCAGCUCGACAGCAGGGCUUUCUCCCCUUCCCGACCGCCCAGAGCCCCUCGGCCCCUCUCAGCUACCCAGUCUUUAGGGCCUCGUCCGUGGGCAACCCGUCAGCUGAGUCAACCAGACGGCAAAGUGCUCCACGGUAGCCUCCAGGUCUUGGAUAAUACGCCAUCUCCUCGUAGAAGUCCGUCCAGACCGCCUCCUGCAGGGGCAGCGGGUUCUGUCGGUUCUGCCACCGGGCGGAAGCAGGUUUCCGGCAGCCUCCUCCCUCGACAGCCUCCAGCGGCACAGGGCAGGGCGAGAGCCGGACAGACGCAGAACCAAACUCAGUAUCCAAAACCUCAAGCUUCCUUUCUUCAUACACACUCUCACCUGCAACUCCAGUCUCAAACCCAGAACCAGAUGGUACCAGCGGAGGAGGUGCACGGACAGGAUGAAGUGAGGGCUCCGUUUAGCUUCACUUUCAGCAAGCUGUACAACCUGAAGGGCCUGAAGGACAAAAUGAGCAAGCUGCCGACGCAGAGCAAGAGAGGCAGCACCAGCUCCUCGGUGCAGGGAAAUAAGAGCUCAAGCUAAAGUGGCGUCGUCAGCCAUCAAGGUUUCUGUUACUUGAACAUAUCCGGCCUCAGAAAAAGGGCGAAAUCCCUCCUGUGACGUUGCUAAGUUUUGGACUAAUGAGUAAAUGUGUGCUUUUCUCUUGAAAAUACUUUUAUUCCAUUUGGUGCAUUUCAAACUUGAAAUUCUUUUCAUGUUGAAAUGAAGCUGCUUGACAAACUGUUGUCUGAGCUUUUCCUCUUUAGUAAGUCCUGACCUCUGGAAUUCCAGAUUUAAUCUUAGCUGCAUUUAAUUAAAUUAUUAUAACUGAAGCAUCACAAAACUGUUUUCAGCCUCUUGGUCUCAGUUAUAAAACAACUGAAUGAUGGAGCUGUGUGUAAAUAUGUUUUUUCUCACAUUUUCAUGCGAAAUAGCUGAACUUUUUUUUCAUUGAUAGCCAAACAAGAUGGUUAUAAAUCUAGUCGUUCUCUUCCUGCACAGUAAAUGCUACAAUCAACUGUACAGUGGAUCGAGCAUAAAGAAAAGUGGUUGUUUAUCGAGAUGCCUUUUUGUGAAGUGUCACUCUGAGUCGACCACUUCAUACCUCAGCGUUAUUCUUUUCUGUCUUUUCACUCGCUCUGGGGUGGUGCAAUGUGAAUGCAGAAUAACGAAUCUGUAUUUAAAUUUUACUGUAUGAGUAACUGGGAUUCAACAUAGUGUACUUUAAUAGACUUUAAAACUGGUACUGUCGAAUGUUUCAUGUAAGAAAAAGUGUUUUUAAUAUGAAAAUACACACUGCAGUUCGGGCCAAUUCAUGCUUUCUGUGUCUGGGUUUCUGCAACGGUCGGCAUGAUGUAAAUUUAAGUGUCCGUGAGGAUUCUUUCGGCCUGCAGAUAUCUACGUGCAAAGAAAUUGUACUCAAAACAACUUUUAGUUUUGAAGAGAGGCUGUGCGAAGAGAUUCUACUCGCUUUUUUAUCCUUUGUAUCCUUUAAAAAGUCCAAAGUUACUGCACUUCUGUACUUCUAAGGAAACCUUUUGUGUUGUUAGAUGUAAUGUGGAAGAGCAGUGCAACCAUUUACACAGCAGAUCAAUGCACAGUGUACGUAUAUAUAUGCAUAUUGGCCUUUACAGAGAACUGCAUGGUGCGAUGCUAGACGUUGCUGCAAACUAAUGAAAGUCAGUUUUCUCCAAUUGUUUACCAGCAUCACUUUACAUUCAGUUUGCAGAUAAAUAAGUACAUUUUCAAAUGAACGGUAAAUAAAAAAAGAAGUUUGUCUGCCUCCAA